Sebastes umbrosus (honeycomb rockfish) is the source of this 823-nucleotide messenger RNA. Its product is annotated as peptidyl-prolyl cis-trans isomerase-like. Gene Ontology annotation, molecular function: peptidyl-prolyl cis-trans isomerase activity. Gene Ontology annotation, biological process: protein folding; protein peptidyl-prolyl isomerization. Lineage: Eukaryota; Metazoa; Chordata; Actinopteri; Perciformes; Sebastidae. The transcript has 5 exons. Bases 84 to 581 code for a protein of 165 amino acids. Gene Ontology annotation, cellular component: intracellular membrane-bounded organelle. The record is from RefSeq and is a predicted model, not a curated record.
AUAAAUACAGACCUAAAUAGAAGACAGGAAUUCAUUCUAGUGCGCAUCUCCAUCAUCAAAAAACCCACAUAACGUUUAUCAACAUGGGAAACCCCAGAGUGUUCUUUGACAUCACUAUUGAUGGAGCUAACGCUGGCAGGAUUAUAAUGGAGCUGCGGGCUGAUGUGGUCCCAAAGACUGCAGAGAACUUCCGUGCUUUGUGCACCGGAGAGAAAGGUUUCGGCUACAAGGGCUCCACGUUUCACCGAAUCAUCCCUAAAUUCAUGUGCCAGGGUGGAGACUUUACCAAGCACAAUGGAACCGGAGGUAAAUCCAUCUAUGGAGACAAGUUUGAUGAUGAGAACUUCCAGCUGAAGCACGGAGGACUCGGCACACUGUCCAUGGCUAACGCCGGGCCGAACUCCAACGGAUCCCAGUUCUUCAUCUGCACAGAUAAAACUGACUGGCUGAACGGGAAGCACGUGGUGUUUGGCAGCGUUGUGGAGGGCACCGAUGUUGUCAAGGCGAUGGAGAAGCAAGGCACAAAGAGCGGCACUCCUAAAGCCAAGGCUGUCAUCGCCGACUGUGGUGAACUAAAAUAGUGCGACGAAGCUCCUUCGGUUCUGAUUCAUCAUCCACAUCCCAGUUAAUAUAUUUUAGAUGGUGUAUAUCUGCAGCAUCAGUAGAAGAACACCCAAUUAACCCACUCUCUCCUCUGAAAAUGUUCGUCUCCUGUGUUGAUAUUCGUUGUGUAAUAUUUUGUACCUUCUAAUCUGUUCUUUGAGGACCACAUUUUCUGAAUAAAAUGGUGCUGAUGGUGAAAAUAAAACAACUUGAAAGCUUA